This is a messenger RNA of Salvia splendens (bonfire salvia), 1073 nucleotides long. RefSeq lists its product as uncharacterized. The transcript has 6 exons. The record is from RefSeq and is a predicted model, not a curated record. Gene Ontology annotation, biological process: protein targeting; intracellular protein transport. NCBI's taxonomy places the organism in Eukaryota, Viridiplantae, Streptophyta, Magnoliopsida, Lamiales, Lamiaceae. Gene Ontology annotation, cellular component: membrane. The coding region runs from base 190 to 684 and encodes 164 amino acids.
AUUUUCUGUUUCCAAAUCCCUAAUUAAGAAGGAUUGACAAUCCUUUAGCCUUCUGCCACAAACGUUGUCAGUUCCAAUUUAGCCUCCUCCUCCUCCAGCGCCUUUACAGCGCCGGCGAAAUCUGCCUCGGUUAAUUCCUCUGUGCCGGAGAAACCAGAUAAAAAUUUUCCCAUUUAGCUUCACGGAUUCAUGACGACUAUUUCGGGGUCAAUUCUGAAUUUCUCAGGUAUUAAGAGGCUUGAAAAUGGUGCUGUGUAUCCUAAGAGGCUAGUCCACAUUCACAAGUGCAAUACAACCAGGUUUAGUGAAUUUCACCAUGGAACUGCAUCAACAGGGAGAAGGUUUCAAAACCUUCAGAAGCUUUGGUUUCAUGGUCAUGCUGCCCCAGCACCAACUGUAUGUGCAGGAAGAAACUAUGAGCUGGACCACAAUGAUGACUAUCAUAAAGAGCCUUUCUUGUUAGACAUGGUUAAAACAGUCACCUGGGCAACUCGGAGCUUGUUUCAGUUUUUAGCUGAGCAGCCAAGCCAGCUUAGAUAUAUUGAAUGGCCAAGCUUCCAGAGCACGGUGAAGACCGCAAUGUUGACUCUUGUUCUUGUUGCUUUGCUCAUAGUUGCCCUGUCCACGGUUGAUUCUGCCUUGUCUUAUCUACUAGCUUUAUUUUUGAGGAGAAAGGCAUGGUAAUGGAAAUCAUGUGCAUGAGAUGCGUUGGACGUGGAUGUACAAGAUGAUAUACUCGAGCAUUAGCAAAAUCCCAUGGAUUUGGAGCCGUGAGAGUAUAAAAAGGUCUAAAGUCUCGAUGGAUUCUGAGGCAUGGAGAGAAUAACAGAACCAAAACGUGUGAUUGCUUAUGCCGAGGUAGAAAAACUUGACCUUUCAUGCUAUCAAAACUUGUGUGUAAAUUGGAAUGCCAACUUUCUCAAGAUUGGCUGCAUCUUUAGGCCUCUGCAGCUGGUGCUGAAUUGAUUGUUAGGUAACGAGUCUCAGUCCUCUUUAUCUAAUGUUUUUCUCUAUGCAAGUGCACUUGACUUUUUAUAUUAUAUGCCAAGACUCAGUUCAUUAUUGUUUCAAAA